GCGGUAGCGCACAGGUCCGGCUGUCAGUUAGUCAUCGACUACGACCAGUGACAGGUGUGCAGUUCGAUUGUCCUCGAAGCUUUGUUUCUUCACCGCUGGCGACUUGUGCGACGACCGAAUGGGAAGAAGUGAAGCGAAAGGUACUACAAUUGAUCGCAAAUUUAAUUUGUUGCCGGUGAUUAAAAUUUCACCCGUUCGCCAGCCAGCAUCCAGACUCCUGCUAGCUCGUAGUAGCUUCUAAUCAAUUCAGCUGCUCCCGGCGAAGAAUUAUAUUCAAAUUUAGCGCAGACUGCGGGACCUUUCACCGGCGUCGCCUCGGCGCAUUGUUCGAUAUCGCGUGAGCUGGAUGUUGAUACCAGUGGAAAUUGAUUCGCACCCUAGAGUUGAACCAUAAUUCACCGAAGUGUAUCUAUUUAUUCAAAUAUCUGUGUGUGUUUCUGAACGUGUUUGUGUUCAUUUGUUUGUUAUAGGUUGAGAAAAGAAAUUGUGUCCCAUUGGUGGAAGAAAAGUGAACUGGUGAAUAUUUAAAUUCAGUAUUUGUGUGUGUGUUUUUUUUGUUGGCUUCGCACGCACCAUCCAUCCAACUGAGAAGAAAGUGAAAACAAACUUGGGACGGCCGGUAGCACAGGUGUGGAGACGCCCUCCAGUGGCAACGAUUUACCGGGCGAGGAAAGUUUAAACAACAAGUGAAAUUCCAACCUUCAUCAUGAAUCGGCUGCGAGUGUUCAACUUUAUGCUGUUUGCAUUCUGCUUUUUAUGCACAAUUCGGCAGUUGGAGAGUACCUGUGUGCUAGAUUCCGACUUUGGAUUCAUACUAAACUGUGCCUUCAAAAAGUCCGGCCUGUUUCGAGUGCGGAAUCUCGGGGGCGUGAAGGCGACCUUCGGGUUAGGUCUGAGCGUGGGCGAUGAACUGGGUCUAGCCGAGUCGCUGGGAAACGUCGAGGGCAGCAAGAGGCGUGCACUGAACGUCCGGACCAAUGUCAACAACAUCGGAGUGCUGCCCGCAUCGAAAAUGCCGGCUUCCUACCCGCCUCCAAUCCAGCAAAGCCGUCCACAGGCACUGACGGUCCGGCCAGCGCUAAAGCUUUCCCCAAAUACAAUUGCAGCUCCCCAGCGGCCAACAACCGGUACGCCACUGUACGUGUCUCCGGCAACGAAUUUAAUGACGAAAGCGACUUCCUUACCACUGGGUGUACCCGCUUUCAAACCUCUCCCUAAAACCGACCCGGAACCGGUGAGAUAUAAUCCUCCCAUGCUGCCAGCUAGCUUCUCCCUUAAAACUCCUCAAACGCCCGACAUUUCCUUCCAGAAUCAGCUCAUGAAUCAGACCUCUUCCUUCCACCGUCCGUCCCGAAUCACCGUUGCCGCCCCGAACCAACACGUUAUCUAUAAGGAUGCUUCGAUCCAGGUGCAGCAGGUUCCGGCCUUCCACGCAAUGCCCGAUUCUGUGUCCCGCAUUUCCACCGGCCCGGUCAUCCAAAUAGAUAACAAGCUGUCGGAGCCUGCGAUAAAGAAUUCCAUCGUAACGAUUCCACCACGGCAUGACGUUGUCAAAGGUUCGACCAUUGUCGAUGGUGUCGAUUUGAUGGGACACACCGUGGAAGAGCUGGCCGCUGCCGCUAACGUCAGUGUGGAAGUCAUUCGGGAAGCAAUCCGCGUUCGCAAGCAGGAAAUUAUCGCCCAACAGCAGCAGCAAAAGCAGCAGGCCCACAUCGUGCAAGCGCAAAUCCUCGCCGCCCAACAGGCAACCUCAACAUCGACAUCGACCACGACAACGUCCACUACUCCCCGGCCACGACGCUAUCCGACGCGAUCUGGGCAUAAGGUUAUGAACGCGCCCAAGGAAUACUACCCGGUAGGUUACGACAAGAACUUUGACGAUAACUUCACCUCCAAGGUGGACCUGCCAUACACGACGUUCAACUGCGGUGAGCAGAAGCAUUUCCCCGGUUUGUACGGCGAUGAAGAUCUUGGCUGUAUGGUCUUCCACGUGUGCGCCCUCACCGACGACGGACUGAUCAUGAAGUCGUUCCUCUGCCCGGAGAGCACCCUGUUCGAUCAGACCAUCCUGAAGUGCAACUGGUGGUUCUACGUGGACUGCAAGAGCAGUAAGACGCUGUACGACUCGAACCUGCCGGUGUCCAAGAGCUACCAACUGAUGAAGGCCCUCUCCUUCUUCUCGGCGAAUUACAAAAAUCCCACGUCUGUGGAAUCGGUCGAUUUGGAAGCACUGAAGAACAGCGUAGCUGGUAACAGCACCACCACCACUACUACUACUACGGCUCCGGCGGCUAGCGGUCGGUCCUCUGGUAGGGUCACCACGAAGGCACCCGCCUCGACGGCGAAGGUGGAAAUACAUGGAAAAUCUUCCUCCUCCGUGCAGUCGACGGUGAAAAUCAACUAGACGGUAGCGUGUAGUAUUUUUCCCCGUGGGGAAGACAAAAAAGGUUGAAAGGGAUGCUAUUGGUGUUUUUUUUUUCUGUGCUCACCAAGUUUCUAGGGUUGUUUGAAUUUUUUUGCUUUUGUUUGUUGGUUUGAUUUUAACCAUUUCAAACCUAUCAGUCUGGUAAAAUGGUUCUAAAGAGAGAUAGCGAGAAAGAGAGAAAAAUAUUUAUUUUAUUGCCCUUGGUUGUAGUUCAAUUUUUUUUCUUCCUCACCAACGAACUAAGCCAACAGUUAGUUUGUAACACAAUUUACAAUAUAGCAAAAAAAGUAGAAGAAAGUGUUUUGCAUUAGGGACAAACGAACAAGUCAUAAAAUAGUUGCUAAAUUAUAUUUUUUUAAUGUUAGGGAAGCUGAACGGAACCGGACUUUUUUCGUUCAAACUAUGAGAAGCCAUAGUUCUUCUACUGUUAUUUUAUGAUUUAAAAGUAAAUCUGAUAACGUUUGUUGCUAGCGUCCGUUUCCGGAGAUUUCCUGCGUCGCUGGGGUUUUCACGUCAAUUCGCCGUGAAACGUUGCUUACUAUCAAAGCAAAUCUAAGAGAAUGCUGUCAACGUCAUAGACGAGUUUGCGUGAAAUUCCUCUACUGCUGGUGAGGUGCAUUUUUCGUAUUCGCCCGACUGGUAUACUAUCCGCACAGCACAACGGUGAAAUAAAGCAUCAACAGGCAGCGCAAGAAAUCUCUCCCCAGUGAAAGUAGCCAAUAAAAGCAUACAACUAACUAGAAAACAGAGAUUAUUACAAGAAUACUUUAAUGUUGUAGUACGAUUAUCUUGCAAAAAAUAGGUGAAGCUUCUCGACUAGCAGAAUAGACGAAAAAAAAAACAAAAAAAUAAACAAAGACGAAGAAGAUUGUGUCAAAUCUACACACAUCAAAGCUGCCAAAAUGUUACUGAUUGCAACUGCUAUUACUAGUAGGUAUCGUUAUCUACCUUGUACUUAUUUGUUAGAUCGGUUUAAGAUUAUUUAUUUGUACACUUUUAAGCGUUAGGCACCGAAAGCGGCACACUGCAGUCCGGGUUGCAGUGUGGCUUCGGUUCUUGAAAGACUUUUACACAAAUAAACUGCCCUUAUUUUUGUUAGUGUGAUUUGUUAACUCAGAAUAUACUUCCUCUCCGGGUGGGUAUGUUGAAGGUAAAUAGAUUUAUUUGUUUGUAGUUUGUAGCGACUUAGUUUAAAUGGUUAGGAAAACAUUUAAAAAAACCUCGGGUAAAUGGAAGCUGUUUUAUAGCCGAAUCGAUUGUUUUAAGUAUGAAUCAGAGUAAGCAAAGUAACUAUACGAAGGUAAUAAUCACAGACACACCUAAAAAUUGCUCAUUUGUUUUUCGACUGAAAUCGCAUACGAUGUGGUAGCAAACUGCAAAUUCAAGUUCAAGCUAAAAGUAUAACUGUCUAGCACGGAACGCGGUAUCAACUCAACACCGCAGCCUCGGAACACAAGCAGACGAAUGUCAGAAAAGAAGUUAAAGACAGAAAUAAACGAAGAACAUUCUAACGACAAAA
Molecule: messenger RNA, 3944 nt
Organism: Wyeomyia smithii (pitcher-plant mosquito)
Lineage: Eukaryota; Metazoa; Arthropoda; Insecta; Diptera; Culicidae
Gene: mtg
Exons: 8
Coding region: 707-2404 (565 amino acids)
Cellular component (GO): extracellular region
Molecular function (GO): chitin binding
Source: RefSeq, a predicted model, not a curated record